AUGGGGUCGUCGAAUAUGGCUGUUCUCACCAACUCACACAAGAUCGUCGCCGCAAAGCGACGGGCGAAGAGGGAGCAGAUCAAAGAAAUUGUCUUUGACGCUACCGCUCGUAGAGAAUUUCUGACUGGAUUCCACAAACGCAAAUUGGAAAAGAAGGAGGCUGCGAAGAAGAAGGCGCUGGAAAGAGAGAAGCAGGAGAGACUAGAGGCCCGGCGAGAGAAACGCCAAAUGCUCGCUGAGCGUGCGGUGCAGAAUGCGGCAGAGACGGAGCGGGCUUAUGGUGGAGCUGGUACAUGCCGAGUGUCGAAUGUGCGUAUAGUCGAAGACGAAGAAGAAUGGGACGGAAUAUCUGUGUCAGGCCCCGUCGACAAGGGCAAGGGCAAGCAGAAGGAAGAAGAAUACGAGUACGAGGAGCAAAUCGCGACGGUCACCGUAGUCGAAGAUUUCGACCCAGACGAGCUGAUUCACGGGCCUCACUCAGAAAGCCGGACACCUCUACCUUCCGACGUGGAUGCAAAUCGCUCGUCAACGUCUCAUCCGGUCUCAGAGUCCCAGGCACAGAACCGUCCGUCCCGUGGCGUAAUCGCGAGUGCGAGCAUGGGCCCACGGCCGUCUGCGAACGGGCCAGCCGUGGUUGGACGGAAUAAAUCAAAGCCAAAGCCAAAAGAUAUCAAGUACCAGACGAACGCGGCUAGGAAGGCUGACAAAAUGAAGCAGCGCAGACGACAUACUGAGAAGGCUGAGCGAGCAGGGGGCAAGGCGUCACGCAAGAGCGGUGGAGGCCGCACGCGACGAUGA
Molecule: messenger RNA, 798 nt
Organism: Rhodofomes roseus
Lineage: Eukaryota; Fungi; Basidiomycota; Agaricomycetes; Polyporales; Fomitopsidaceae
Product: nucleolar protein 12-domain-containing protein
Exons: 4
Coding region: 1-798 (265 amino acids)
Cellular component (GO): nucleolus
Molecular function (GO): RNA binding
Source: RefSeq, a predicted model, not a curated record